UGUUGAUGUUAAUUUAAAGGCAAUGACAACUCUACGUGGCUUUUCCCUAUUCAUCAAGUGAAUCUGAAUGUGUAACUCUACGUGUGCGAGAAUUAGAGAAUCGAUAGUUGAAACCAAUCGUGGACACCGUUAACACCCUUUACGUCCCAUGUUGGGACGAGGGACCGAGGUAAUCCAGCUCGCUAUGCGGGACGAUUCGGCACCGACCGAGGACAAAAAUAACACCGAGGCACGGUCAACAAAACGGAAACUACCCGUUGUUUCGCCGUCGUCACCCGCGGUCUUCCCGUCGGAUAAACACGUCCGUAUUGGAGCAUAUUUGCUGGGUGCAAUGACACGGUUUGUGGCGAGGAAUCCCGAGCUGUUUAGCCUCUUCUUGACGGCAGUGUUUUCUGUUGUGGUUUCAAAGCUUGCUCAAAAUGGCGGAGCGACCCAAACUACAGCUGUUCCUCUUCCUAUAUUCCCUAAAGGUUCUCCAGUCUAUGAGUUUACAGAUGGCAAUAUGCUCAGUGCGACGUUAGAAAUCCAGCGGGGGAACAAUGAGUUUUCCUUUGUGAUGUAUUACGCCCACUGGGAUGGGAACUCCAGAGAUGUUGCUGUUGAGUUUGAUAAAGCAGCAAGGCAGCUGUCUCAUCAGGUAACCUUCGUUGCUGUGAAUUGCUGGUGGAUGCACGGAUCCUGUCGGCGACAAAUCAGCACGCAAAUGUAUCCGGCACUGCUGGUCACAGUACCGAGUGUUAGAAGCGGACUUCAGUUUACCGGGAUACAACAUGCUGAUGAAAUGCUGUCCUUCUUGCGCCAGAUAUUGAGUCCCUACACAUACAUAACGGACAUGAAGGCAUUUUACAGACUGCACGCUAAGCAUGGGGCUGUGGUCCUUGGUUACUUUGAUUCCAGUAGCUUCCCUACUCCAUCAGGAUUCGCCACUUUCCAGAAGGCUGCAUGGCUUGGGAUUGAGAAAGACCCAAUUGAACCAAUCGCUUUUGCUGUGGUUACUAACAGUAGACUUGCAAAGAGUUUUGGGUUGCAGGAGACUCGAGAUGUAGCCAUUAUAAGGACGUUGAACUCGACCAUGUUUUACCCAAAGGAUGCAACUUUCAAGGCUAAACCUAUUGUAGAAUGGGCGUACAACCAUCGAGAAAUUGUUGUACAGUGGUUAGCACCAGCUGGUGUGAAGAGUACUAUAAUGGUCAGCCAGAUAGGAGGAUCACCAGCAGUGGUCCUGUUGACUCCUCAUGAUGACCAACAAGGCCUCGCUAACAACUUCUACCUGCUUAAAGAAGUUGCCUUGCAAUAUUACAACUGUGGGAACACCAGACACGUCAGGAAUUUAGUCAGAACUCUUCAUCGAGCAAGGGAUGUAGACCAAAAAGAUUGCGAGGACUUUGAAGAAGCUAGUGAAGAUGAUUAUAUGUCAAAUGAUUGCGAUUGCUGUCAGACUCUAGCCAACAUACCAAUCACAAUGGCUUCACCUCAUGGACGCAAUGUCUGCCAGGUUUGUGAGCAGUCUUCAGGGCUAUUACCUCACUCCUGCAGCCCAUCUCACCGACAUGACCAAGCCACAAUGUUGAAUCUGAUCCACGGUAUGGCAUCCCUCGUUCCCAAUACCUGCCUCCAUAUGAACUAUUACUACAGUCCUUUCAGUCGCCUUCAGUUGUGCUGCAUGCAGUGUGACGAGCCUCAACAACACAUGUGCUGCCAGAGUGAACAGUGUGCCCUUACUAAAAGGAGUGCAAUUAAAUCAGACUGCCACCAGGUACCAAACCUGGCUAAUAGUGACAGAAAAUGCCAGCAGACUUUCAAAUCCACGUCUGGUAAGACGAAAUGGACAAGUGCUUCCUCCAGUACAAUAAGAAAAUCUGGGUGUCACUCGCAAAGUUCACCGAGUGACGUAUUUCAUGCACAUUUAGGUCAAUUUACUGGGCUGGGAUGUAGGACUAAUCGAACAGUAAACUUCUUUGCAAUGAGGUCAGAGUACUUCUGGGUGUUUGCAGAGCGACUUGGAAUCGCAAAUAUUAGUGACUUUAAAAACUCGGGUGAGAAAGCGCUGGUCUUACUUGAUAUAGAGGCAGAGCAGCAACAUUUUCUUAACGAGGCUGUUACAACCACCGCAAUAAAACAUUUUAUAUUUAAUUACACAAUGUCCAAUUUGACGAGACAUCUACGUUCGUCUAGACACAGUAUUAAGCCAAGUUUUUGUGGUCAUGCGUCCAGUAUUUGUGUCCAGGAAGUGGUCUCCUCUACCUUUACAGAGCUGGUUUUGGACAAUGAAAAAGAUGUGCUGUUACUGUACUAUGCACCGUGGUGUGGUUUCUGCAAGAGAAUGCAUCAUCUGUACCUCAUGCUGGCCAAAGUCUUCCAGAAAUCAUCCAAUCUUAUAAUUGCGAGAAUUGAUGGUGAUGCCAAUGACCUUCCGUGGCAUCUAACCCAUACCUCCUACCCAGCUCUGCUUAUGUUUCCUGCGGGUAGAAAAGACCGAAGCCAGAGAUUUCCAACAUCCUCCACACUCAAUCUCCCGAAUAUGAUCAAGUUUGUGCUUCAACAUACGACGUUACUUCCAUAAAGACAAGUCAGUACCAAGGUAUUUUUUUUUAUUCCUGCUCUUCCAUUGCCACUUUUCUUUCACAUCGAAGGGUUUGGGUAGUUUUUGUAGGACACAAAACACAUUGUCCACAGAUUUACACU
This is a messenger RNA of Asterias rubens (European starfish), 2685 nucleotides long. Its product is annotated as thioredoxin domain-containing protein 11-like. The record is from RefSeq and is a predicted model, not a curated record. Bases 149 to 2563 code for a protein of 804 amino acids. NCBI's taxonomy places the organism in Eukaryota, Metazoa, Echinodermata, Asteroidea, Forcipulatida, Asteriidae. The transcript is spliced from 10 exons.